AAGAGUACUCUCAAUUCUCAUAGGUUUCAAAUAAAAAAUAUUUAUAAAAAAUAUAAAAUGGAACCUGCCCAAUUGAUUUUUGAAGAAUGGAAUUCUCUUAGUGGACAGUACACAGCUGAGGAAGCUGAUUUCAUGUCUCAGUUCCUUGGUGGUGAUGGAAAUACAAAUUUUGGCAUGCCAUCUUAUUUGCCUUCAAAUGUUGCAAAUGCUAAUUUUAUGUGUUUCUCCAAAGGGAGUAGCAUUAGCACUGAUAAUAGUCCUAAUACACAUUCCACCACCACAAGUAGUGGAACCUACUCAUGUGAUUUGGCAACAAAUAUUGAUUCCUUGAUUUUUUGUUUGGGAGAUGCCAAACAAAUAAAUUAUGAAAGCAUUGAUCAUGAAGGGUCAGGUUUAGAACUAGUGAGACCGGUUCUUGCUGCCGAGAUGGAGAACACUGCAAAAAGAUAUAGGAGCUCAAUAGAGGUCUCAAAAAACAUGAGGAAUGUUAAGAGGUGUCCAAAUUCUGCAUCUAUGAGUAACAAUGAAGAGAGCCUAAUGUGGCAUGGCUCCAAAAACUGUUUUUCACAGGUUGAUUCAUCAAAUGCUUCAAUAGAGCUAAAUAGAGGAACAUCUCCAAGUCUAAGCCCAAGAGAACCUAAAGCACCUAAUUUAUAUAAAAAAUCAAAAGCAACAAGUGGUCUUGCCACUGAUGCACAGAGCAUUUAUGCAAGAAGGAGAAGAGAAAGAAUAAAUGAAAGGUUGAGAAUCUUGCAAACCCUUGUCCCAAAUGGAACUAAGGUUGAUAUUAGCACAAUGCUUGAGGAAGCUGUCCAAUAUGUGAAAUUUUUGCAGCUUCAAAUUAAGCUUCUGAGUUCUGAAGAUAUGUGGAUGUAUGCUCCAAUUGCUUACAAUGGAAUAAACAUUGGAUUAGACCUCAGCUUUAAUUAAAGGAAGAUGAUUAUGUGAUCAUGAUGGUAUAGAGCAAUUAAACCGAAAAGGAUAUGACAUUUCAUAGCUUAGCCUGUUCUUUUAUGAUAUCAACUAUCAAGUUUAUUUGUAAUAUUGAGACUAAUUCAUGUUUGUUCAUACUUUAUUUCAGUUCAAACAAAUACAUAAAUUUAAUUUCAAUAUACAAUGCAUAUUAUUAUAAGAAUAUUGUACUAUAUUUUAUCUUGUAAUUUAAGUGAGAGUC
Molecule: messenger RNA, 1174 nt
Organism: Trifolium pratense (red clover)
Lineage: Eukaryota; Viridiplantae; Streptophyta; Magnoliopsida; Fabales; Fabaceae
Product: transcription factor bHLH139-like
Exons: 5
Coding region: 58-930 (290 amino acids)
Biological process (GO): regulation of transcription by RNA polymerase II
Cellular component (GO): nucleus
Molecular function (GO): protein dimerization activity; DNA-binding transcription factor activity, RNA polymerase II-specific; RNA polymerase II cis-regulatory region sequence-specific DNA binding
Source: RefSeq, a predicted model, not a curated record